Malassezia globosa CBS 7966 is the source of this 2211-nucleotide messenger RNA. RefSeq lists its product as uncharacterized. The coding region runs from base 1 to 2211 and encodes 736 amino acids. The transcript has a single exon. NCBI's taxonomy places the organism in Eukaryota, Fungi, Basidiomycota, Malasseziomycetes, Malasseziales, Malasseziaceae. The record is from RefSeq and is a predicted model, not a curated record.
AUGCCGCGUGUGGCUCACGCAGCCGACCGAGGUCAAGCGCCUGUGGUGGCAGUGCAUCAUCCCCUGACGUCAACUGCUACCGAACACGAGCCCUUGCUUGCCAUACCUACAGCACCAAAGGAAGCGCCUCUUCCGCAACCGUCAGCGCACGUACGCCAAGCCUUUGAGCAGGUUGCCCUGCCUACAUGGGUGGCCGCGUCGGACAUCCGAAACGACUCACACGCUGUGAAUGCAUGGCUCCACGCACAGGACAGCACAUGCCAGGCAAUGCUCCAAGCUCUGUCACAGGCCAUUCUGCACUUGCUACACGAACCGAACGGCAAUGUUGAAUUGACGCUGCAUGAAGCAAUGCACGACGAACUUGAUUCCUUCCAGCAUACAGACCAUUCACAUCCCCAGUUAGCAUCCACACCCUCUUCCCCACACAAGGUGCCGUCGUCAGCCAGCACAGCUGUGCUUGAAUGGGUGGUUGCCAUCGCUCAUGCGUGUGUAUCAACAGCAUCAUCCACGUGCGAAUCACCAACGAAAAAUGGCCUAGAGCAUGGAUCACCAUCCUCUUCGGCAUCGGCAUCGACAUCGGCAUCGACAUCGACACUGCCAUCUGUGUCGUCCAAUUCAACUCAGCACAACACGAGUGAACCUACCUCUCCCGGACGGACUCCCGAUCCGUUGGCCCUGGCCAGGGUCGUCGAGCUAGAGCCCAUGACACCUCGUGCUACACGUCCUCCGCCAUUCGUUCCUCGCCAACAACUUGUACCUAUGCAACACUGGCAACAUGAUGAUUCCUUGUAUGUGGACCACUAUGGAUUUUUGUAUGGCAUAUCAGUGCCGGAAUACUGGCGCCUUGUGUGUGGUGCAAACCCGUCGCUGCCACUGGACAUCGUAGAGCAAGGCACUUCUGAAGGAGCAAACCUAGCGCCACCCCCAACGCCAAACACGACGUCCGGAUCAGCCUGCGUCUCUGCAGCGGCUCCUCCUCCCGACACGGACCAAGCCUCCUCCUCUUCCGCUCCUUCCACCAAGGCACCAAUCAGCAUGCAUUCCUCUCCUGCGCAGCGCACGGCCGAUGCUUCUUUCGUUGCUUCUUUCCCAGCUCUGAGCGUGCUACCUGUUGCACCGCCCUCUAUCGAGACGUCCGUUGUAUCAGCAUUAUCUGCUUUCGAUGAACACAAAGUCUCCUCGGCAUCACAUGCAUCCUUCACAGUGCCGCGCCUUGUCCGACAUGUGCAUGAUGCAUAUGAAAAACAGGAGCGUAUCCGAAAAGCAGAAUGGGAUGCUUUUUUUCUCGAUAAAAUGGAUGAAUUGGAUCCACAUGAGUCUGAUACCGUAUGGAGCCGCAUCUUUGCCUCCAUGCGCACCAGCACCAGCACCAGCACCACCAGCAGUAGCGAAACACGUCGGUUCCAUGCUCUAUGUGAGCGAGGCAUACCCAUGCACUACCGUCCAGCCGUAUGGUCUCAGUUCGUUCAGGCCCACAUGUGCGCAGAGCCGGGCAUCUACCAACACUUGUAUGAAUCGUCGACGUACGAGCGACAAAUUGCCCUGGAUGUGCGUCGGACGAUGCCGGCCAACUUGUACUUUGGUGGAUGUGGUCCAGGCGUCCCGAAACUUCAUCGCUUGCUUUCUGCCUAUGCUCGAUACGAUGCUGGUUCUGGCUACUGCCAGGGCAUGAACAAUCUCGCUGCAGUUCUUUUGCUCACAUACACAAACGAAGAAGACGCCUUCUGGGCAUUGGUCGGUCUUAUCCACACCAUAUUGCCACCCGCUUACUAUGCGUCUGACAUGCUUGUGCCACAGGCUGAUCAACAAGUCCUCGUUCACCUGGUCCAAUCUGGUCUCCCGAAACUCGCCUCGCACAUGAAAAAGUUGGGUGUGGAGCUGCCCGCCGUUACGUAUGCAUGGUUCUUAUCUCUUUUUACAGCAUGCUUGCCUAUCGAAACUCUCUUUCGUGUUUGGGAUGUCCUAUUUCUUGACGGGAGCUCCACGCUUUUCCGUAUCGCCUAUGCCAUACUCGCACUCAAAUCAAAAUCUCUCCUUGAUACCCCCACGGCAGCUUCGUUCUACCAGCAUCUUCAUUUGGCUGCAUCACACCUGUAUGAUGCUGACGAACUUUUGCUCAUUUGUAUCAACCUGCGUGACAAGAUUCGUGCAAAUGACAUUGCUGCUCGUCGUGCCAAAGAAUUGCGCAAACUUGUCGCAGCCCGUUCAUGA